AUGCUUUCCGAAUCAUUCGUCGCGUCGACGCUGUCUUCUGCGAAAACUCCGACCGCCACGCUACGUGAUGUCGGCAUUUGCUUGCAGGAAUUCCAGCCUUCCCCUCAGCUGCGAUCGACUUUCAAGAAGAGCUCCACCACCACCAAUUGCCUGGCUGUAAGCCCGUCGCAUAUCUUCUCCGCCCAGGCAGACAAGGCUGUGGUCCAUGUAUACAGUCGCGAAAAGGGAAACCAGGAGGCUUUAGUGCCUUUUCCGGAACGAAUUCGCAGCAUUGCGGUUGCCGGCGCAAAGUAUGGAGAUGUGCUGGUGUUGGGAACCGAGGGCGGCCGAUUGAUCCUAUGGGAGACAUGUACCGGACGUCAAGUGGCUACCACAGCUUCUCACCUUCAGCCCGUUACCUCUAUCGUCGUCGACCCCACCUCUAAUUUCAUUCUUUCUGGCUCUGACGACGCCAGCAUACACGUCUGGUCCAUUCCCAACAUUCUAUCCUUCUCCAAGCCCGCCCAAGGCCGGGAUCGCCAGCCUUCGAACGCACCUAUCCGCACCUUCUCCAACCACCGCGCUGCCAUCACCUCUCUUGCCGUUGGACACAGCGCUGGCCGCCACAAUAUCGCCGUGUCGACUGCCAAAGACAAUACCGCAAUUGCAUGGGACUAUCAGACUGGACGAGUCCUCCGAACAUAUCUUCUUCCGUUCUCCGCGACAUGCGUGGCUUUGGACCCGGUCGAUCGAGCCUUCUACGUCGGAUAUGAGGAUGGAAGCGCACAAUCAAUAGUCUUUUAUCGCAGCAACUCGGCACAGAACCCUCUCCACGACCCGUCUCUACAGUCUACACCAGCUCAGGUGUCAGCCGAAGAUCGAUGGCUCCCUCCCUCUGCGGACUCGGGUGCCAUCAAGGCCCUCGCCCUCUCCUACGAUGGGACCACAUUAUUGUCUGCUCACGAGAGCGGUAAAGUUCUAUCAUGGAAUAUUGCGCGUCGGAAAUUCACAGCCUCCAUCGCCGAUUAUACGCAUCCCGUCACAAACCUGGUCAUGCUGCCACCAAACGGCCUGCCGCUCUCUUCGCAGGACCUCAAGCGGACGAUACAUACAAUUGUGAAGCCACGCGUUGACAAUUCCUUUGCCGAUCCCGCUCAUGCGCCUGGCGCAGUCCCAGCCGAAUACGCAUUCAACACACACAUCCUCGCAUCAUCAACACAACCAAAAUCCCGCAAGCCCUCUCAAUUCUCCCAAGCUCUCACCCAUGCAUACUUCCCCGAUUCCAUGAUCGAGGAAGGCCUUGCCGAACUAGCUGCAUUGCGUCAACCAGGUGGAAGCGAUGUCAUCCGCGUCGCGGCUACCAGUUCCUCCCAUGCAGAUACCUCGGUCCCGGCAACCACGCAGGAGGAUACCCACGUUGCAGACCUUGAGGCCGAAGUAGCCAUGCUGAAGAAAAGGGUAGCAGUGAACGAUACCGCGCGACACGCGAAUGCCAGCGAGGUUACGAAGUUGCGCUCGGAUCUCGCCCAGCUGCAAGAUUACAUUAAUGAGUUGCAUGAGAAGCAGGAGGCAGCUCAGCAGGACAAAGUACAGCGUCAAGCUAGGAAGGAAGAGCGCGAAACCAAGCGUCGUGAAGCUUGGCUUGCUGCGGAGAAGAAGGGUCGCAAUGGUGAUGCCGUGAUGAGAAAGAUGGAGAUUGACGAUGGCAUGCUGACGAGCGAGUCUGAUGACCAGAGUGAUGAGUAG
Messenger RNA from Penicillium cataractarum, 1725 nucleotides. Its product is annotated as putative ribosomal assembly complex component Ipi3. Lineage: Eukaryota; Fungi; Ascomycota; Eurotiomycetes; Eurotiales; Aspergillaceae. The transcript is spliced from 2 exons. Gene Ontology annotation, biological process: DNA-templated DNA replication; rRNA processing. Gene Ontology annotation, molecular function: protein binding. Bases 1 to 1725 code for a protein of 574 amino acids. Gene Ontology annotation, cellular component: nuclear pre-replicative complex. The record is from RefSeq and is a predicted model, not a curated record.